Molecule: messenger RNA, 1239 nt
Organism: Scaptodrosophila lebanonensis
Lineage: Eukaryota; Metazoa; Arthropoda; Insecta; Diptera; Drosophilidae
Gene: Spt7
Exons: 3
Coding region: 111-1184 (357 amino acids)
Cellular component (GO): SAGA complex
Molecular function (GO): transcription coactivator activity
Source: RefSeq, a predicted model, not a curated record
UAGUUUGCGGACUUUCACUCCUAUUUGGCUUGUUCGUUAAAAUAGCCAUAACCACAUGUAAACAUGUAACAAAGUUAGUCAAAGUUCUAAGCACUGAGCCGCUAAGCAACAUGCAGACUGACCAUUGGGGUGACCUGCCCAUGGACGAAGAAAGUGGCGCGCUUACGCCAGAUAAAUAUGUGCCAACGUCCGUCAAGAAAUUGAAGCUGGACGAAAUACAGCGCGCUGCGCAACUGCCAUAUGAAAGAAGCUUCAAAAUUCAGUUGAAAAGCUCGCUGAUUACACAAACAAUUGAGGUGAUGAAACAAACGGAGGUGCUUCAGUCACUCAUCGAUACUUAUUCGAAUAAAAAUGGUACGUCGAAUUAUCUCCUGAACCCUUGCCAAAUGAUACCGGAAGUUGAUUUUCCACCAGAAAAUGCCGCGGAUUUAGUCGGUGAGCAAAAAUUUCAGAAGCCUAUUUGGUUUAUACCCAGUGUGGAUACGGCAUACUCACGGGGCGAGCCACAAUCCUAUCCCGAAGUUUCCAGCAAUGUUUGCAGGUUCGCCUUGUACAAAGUAAUGUGUGGCUUGUUGCGUUUGGCUGGCUUCACAGACUGCUCAGAAUCAGCCAUUAUGCUGUUGACAGAUGCUGCCGAGGAAUUUCUGCGUAGCUUUACUUCUGUGUAUCGUGGUUUCUAUGAUGUGGAUUUAAAAUUACAAGCGUCUACAGUGCUGCAUCUCCUACCGCUCGAACAGGCCUAUACUGCACUGACUGGCACUUCACUAACCCAGGUGCACAACUACUAUAAGCAUAAAGUGAUAGCGCGCAAUCGCGCCGAAAUCGCCGAAUUCAAUAGUGUGCUUCAGGAUUACGACAAGCUUAUGAAAGAGAGCCAAAGUAGUAUGCAAAAGCACCAGGAGUUUAACGGCAACGGCAAUGAUUUUCUAAAUAUACUCGAAAUGCAACCCAGCGACGAUGGGAGCAGAAGUGGAGUUGGCAAUGGCGGCGGCAUUGGGCACAUUGUAGGCGAUAUGCUAAAAGAUUUGGGCGGAAGCAAUGCAACAAUGACAAUGGGAAAUAUGGUUGGUCAACAGCAAAUGUUGGGCAGCAGUACCUUGUACGGACUUCUCGAUGGCCAAAACCAAGUUUCAACCACACCAAGUUUGCAAGGCACAAGUGGGUAUCAGGCAAACUUCGAGUAAAACUAUAUAACUACAUAAAUAUUAUUGUUAAAUAGAUAUGUCAUAUUUCGUUUUA